AUGAAAUAUGUGUCUGUAGUAUCACGAACAACUAAGAAGAAAGUACUAUAUCAAAAUGAAGGCUACUUCAUAACAGCAAAAAAUUCAACAGUUUUCAAAGAUGAAUUUAUGUUUCUAUCAAUGGAGGAAGGUUGGAAACCAGAUGUCUAUUUUGUGAUUGUUUUAAGGGAACUUGAAUUAUCAGAAAUAAAUGAUGUAUUUAAAUUUCUUCUUCGUUAUCAUGUUUUUAAAGUGUUGGUAAUAAAUAGAGCAAGUAAUGCGAAUGUCUACACGUAUAAUCCAUUUGAAAACUAUGGCUGUGGAAAGGUUUUCACUAGGACUAUAUCGUAUGGGAAAUGUAUGAAAGCAAACAUAACGAAAUCAUUUUUUUACAAGCCUGUAACGGGACUUAGAAAGUGCACAUUUAAAGUAGGUUUUUGUGAUUUGCCACCAUACGCUAUUGAUCCUAAUAAUAAUAAGAGGAAAGAGAAAAUUAAAGGAAUAGAACAAUUUGUUUUGGAAACUUUAAGCGAAUUGGAACAAUUCAACGUUAUAUAUUCCUACCAAAGUAACCCUGAAGAAACUUCUGCGAUCGGAGAUGAUAUGAUAGCUUCUGGUCCUUUGAGUUCCAUUCAGAAAGGUGAUGUUGAGAUAAUGUUAGGAGGAUAUUCUUUGAUGCAUAAAAGAGCAGAAGCUUUUAGCUACUUAUAUGGACAUCAUUCUAACUACGAUGGACUCAUAAUCUUAGUCAAAAAAGCAGGACUUAGAAAGUGUACAUUUGAAGUAGGUUUUAAUCAUUUUCCCCCUUACGUUAUUGAUCCCAAUAAUGAUCAGAGUAAAGAGAAACUUAUGGGAUUAGAACAAUAUAUUUUGCAAACUUUAAGUGAAUUGGAACAAUUCAAAGUUAUAUAUACUCACAAAUAUAAUUCUGACGAAAUUUCUGAUAUAGGAGAUGAUAUGAUAGCUUCUGGGUCUUUGAGUUCAAUUCAGAAAGGUGAUGUUAAGAUAUUAGUAGGAGGGUUUUUUUUUGAUGCAUAA
Molecule: messenger RNA, 1017 nt
Organism: Parnassius apollo (apollo)
Lineage: Eukaryota; Metazoa; Arthropoda; Insecta; Lepidoptera; Papilionidae
Source: the annotation of a GenBank genome assembly